Messenger RNA from Aureobasidium subglaciale EXF-2481, 3288 nucleotides. RefSeq lists its product as uncharacterized. Gene Ontology annotation, cellular component: mitochondrial outer membrane. The record is from RefSeq and is a predicted model, not a curated record. Bases 31 to 3156 code for a protein of 1041 amino acids. Lineage: Eukaryota; Fungi; Ascomycota; Dothideomycetes; Dothideales; Saccotheciaceae. Gene Ontology annotation, molecular function: ATP hydrolysis activity; ATP binding. The transcript has a single exon.
GCCGUUUCUUGCGCCGAACAUCUUCUAACUAUGCGCACUCACGUAUGGCGCAAACAGUUCACUCGCCUCUCACUGCGAGGUCAGCGCCUUCCAUUCCAGCGCCAUCGCGCCUUUCAUUCAGUCGGACGUCAACUUGAAGCCGUUCCAACUCCCAAUCAGGGAACCGCCAAUCAAGAAAGUCCUAUUUCAGAAAACUCAACUAGACCUGCGCCUUCCUUACGACGUGGCCGAUUGACCCAACGACGUCCUAAGGAAGUCACGCCCUUCACUGUCCCGGACUGGUUCUUGCGCCACAAUGUCAGUCUCCAUGUUUCGGCGACAGAUGGCCAAACAGGAGCCAAUAAGGAAUCCCGCUGCUGGACCUUGGUCGAUCGAGAUUCUGGACACACCGUCCUGACCUUGCCUUUCACCGCGAAUCAGUCUGGACAGACAAGUGCUUUCUUCACGUCCUCGGAUCGGCCGAAAGAGAAGGAGACCCAGAGCCCUGGCUCUGCAGCAGAGAAGGACACUGUCCACGGUGAUGGCGUUGCUGGCGCCCUCAACAUGCUUUCUGCCACUUCUGCUCUCGGAUCUCCCGACCCGCGCCUCCUACUCUCGCUCCAACUGCAGCUCCUUCUGCACGCCGCUUUCUCUCAGACCGGUCCUUUAGCCGGACGCUACACAAAGGCCAAUAUCGAUCUGAAUACACAGGAACUUGCUCACAAGGAGCUCGAUCUAUAUGUGCAGCAAAUAGCCAAUCUUGUUCAAGCUGACCUGAUCCAUCUCGAUGCCAACGAUAUCGCAGAGUUGGCUCAGGACUACGUCGAUCCCAAAGGGGAUCACGCUCCCGGCUCCAUCUCUUCUUUGGCCUACGAUGCUUUCAACGGCAUCACUGCUACCUCAAGGAGUUCCGAAGUUCAUGUUCACGUCAUUGAUGAUACUGCAAACGAUGAAGCUAUGGAUGAUGGUGAUUCUGAACAUGCUUCUGACUUGACUGAUUUCGAUUUGGGUAACUCCAACGAAAGAGUUGGUGGUCGCGGGAUUUGGGAUAUCGUGGAAAAAAUGCAGCGUGCUGCUAAAGCUGGCAGCGGUAUGGGUGUUAUUGUCGGCGAGAUGCCAAAAGGUCGUGAUCAAUCUUCCUCGGAAGAGUCCCACUCUCGCGCUGCUGAUCUCAGCCCAUGGGCCGAGUUAAAGCUCUCGACGUUAUUCGACACUGUCAUGGAUAGUGUUCACAUCAAACAAGGUAUAUCUACGAGCGAAUCGCCCAGCAGUUUUCUACACGAAGCCGACACUACUGGAUCCGAAUUAGGUGCACCUCUGCCACCUUCGCAAGAAGGUAUUGAGCGCUUUUUAGCUGAAUUUUUUUCAAAGCGCGUAGAUUCAGCCACGCAGUCGCACAAGAUGGUCUGGACUCAGGAGAAAGAGCCCAUCGCGUCACCAGAGAGUCAGCAGCAGCAACGGACUAUCAUCCACAUCAGAGACAUGGAUUAUAUCCGGAAAGCUCCGCAAGGCGAGACAAUAAUAAAUCUCUUAGUCAAUGCUGUCCAAAAACGAAGAAAGGAUGGUGAGCAGGUUGUCAUUUUUGGUACUACGGCCAACUCCGCCCAAGCACCUCCAUACCCUGGUCAAGACGACGACGAACUUUUCUUCCGCUAUCUCAGAUAUCCUUCGUCGGUCCCGCGUGGUGUUGCCAGCCAGUUGAUGAUGAUGCCUCGCAACGACCAGAGUCUUGAGCGCAGUGUGGCUGAGCCAGGUCUCCAAAGAUUGUUUGAGAUCAACAUGCGCCACAUCCAAACCAUGGUUCGUCACCUAAGUCUCCCUGUCUCUGAUGACUUUUUCUCAAAACAAACUCGAACACACCUCAACAUCCCCGGUACUUCUAAGCUCGGAGACAAGGUCUUGCCUCAUGACGAAAUUCAAAGGAUUGUUCUUUGCGCUGAAAGCUUACGAUCUCUCUACACUACCAGUCCUUCUCUUGAGACUGUCCAUAUCGCGCUUGCUGAAAUGUUGGUCAGCAAUAUUGACGCUAGUCUGAGACCUGUGGCCAGUCGACAAUUGUCCCAGAUGCCCCAAGCUCGCGAGCGUGGAGAGCCGCAAGACGAAUCUGACAAGACCAAGGAAGCUGGCUCGCCCAAGUUGGACAUGGAAAAAUUGAAGAAGUCGUGCUCCAAACAUGAGUUGCGUCUCUUGUCAGGAGUCGUCGACCCUGCAAGUCUGCGGACGACGUUCAAUGAUGUCCAUGCUGAUCCUAAUACAAUCGAUUCGCUCAAGACUUUGACAUCACUCACACUGCUCCGCCCCGAGGCUUUCAGUUAUGGUGUGUUAGCGGCCGACCGUCUUCCGGGUCUUUUGCUGUACGGGCCUCCAGGCACCGGUAAGACUCUGCUCGCUAAAGCUGUGGCCAAAGAGUCGUCAGCGACCGUGCUCGAGGUCAGUGGUGCUCAAGUCUAUGAAAAGUAUGUCGGUGAGGGCGAGAAAAUGGUGAACGCUGUGUUCUCGUUAGCCAAGAAGUUGUCUCCCUGCGUUGUCUUCAUCGAUGAGGCAGAUGCUCUCUUUGGCUCUCGAGGUGGCGCCAAUAAUCGCACAACACAUCGCGAAAUUAUCAACCAGUUCCUUCGCGGAUGGGAUGGUAUGGAUGAUCAUAGUGUUUUCAUGAUGGUCGCUACCAACCGCCCCUUCGAUUUAGAUGAUGCUGUAUUGCGUCGUCUACCUCGUCGCCUGCUGGUUGACCUUCCUCUGGCUAAGGAUCGUGAAGGCAUACUCAAUAUUCAUCUGAAGGGCGAGACUCUUGAUCCAGCCGUCUCUCUAGCCGAUCUGGCCAAGAACACUCCUCUGUACUCUGGUUCCGAUCUCAAGAAUUUGUCUGUGGCCGCUGCGCUUGCCGCUGUGCGCGAGGAGAACAACGCAUUGGAAGCCGCACGCGCCAAGGGCGACACCGAGUUCAAACUGCCUGAUCGCCGUACCCUCACGCCUUCACACUUCGAGAAGGCGAUGCAAGAGAUCUCGGCGUCCGUAUCUGAAGACAUGGCAACACUGGGCGCGAUUCGCAAGUUCGACGAACAAUACGGAGAGAAGAGAGCUCGCACGAAGAAGCCUGGUUAUGGAUUUGGUCUUGGCUCGAGUAAUGCCAUUGAUGAGACUGGCGCUAGAGUUAGACCUAAUGAGCCUAGUCGUUAGACCUGCUGUAUCCUCCAAAUUAUGGAUCAAAAGUUUAUUGAUGUAAGAUUAGCAUGGUGGAGUUUUGGGAAGGGUUGUUGUACGAUACAAAUAUAGCAUAGACUAGACACUUUAUUUCCGGAUUAUUCACAC